Ostrinia furnacalis (Asian corn borer) is the source of this 4712-nucleotide messenger RNA. It is a transcript of the gene Prp6, whose product is annotated as pre-mRNA processing factor 6. Lineage: Eukaryota; Metazoa; Arthropoda; Insecta; Lepidoptera; Crambidae. Gene Ontology annotation, biological process: mRNA splicing, via spliceosome; spliceosomal tri-snRNP complex assembly. Bases 100 to 2889 code for a protein of 929 amino acids. The record is from RefSeq and is a predicted model, not a curated record. Gene Ontology annotation, cellular component: catalytic step 2 spliceosome; U4/U6 x U5 tri-snRNP complex. The transcript is spliced from 18 exons. Gene Ontology annotation, molecular function: protein binding.
UGUCAAACAUUGAAAUUGGGUUUGUCGUGCACAAAAAUACUAAAUAUUUAUUUAUAUUGGUGUUUGUGAACGAUAAAAGAAAGAUUUUAUUAAUUAGCGAUGUCGGUGCCGCCACAGGCGUUUGUGAAUAAGCAUAAAAAGCAUUUCCUUGGCAUUCCAGCGCCGUUAGGUUAUGUAGCUGGUGUUGGAAGAGGGGCUACUGGUUUCACCACCCGAUCUGAUAUUGGCCCGGCCCGAGAUGCCAACGAUGUAUCCGAUGACCGCCACGCUCCACCGGCUGCCAAAAGGAAAAAAACUGAGGAAGAGGAUGAUGAUGAAGAUCUUAAUGACUCCAACUACGAUGAGUUCUCUGGAUACAGCGGAUCAUUGUUCUCAAAGGAUCCUUAUGACAAAGAUGACGCUGAAGCUGAUGCAAUUUAUGAAUCCAUAGACAAACGCAUGGAUGAAAAACGAAAAGAAUACAGAGAGAAGCGUCUGAAAGAAGACUUGGAAAGAUAUCGUCAAGAGAGGCCCAAAAUCCAGCAGCAGUUUUCAGAUCUUAAACGAGAGUUAAAGCAAGUAUCUGAAGAUGAAUGGGCAGCCAUCCCAGAAGUCGGAGAUGCUCGCAACAGGAAACAAAGGAACCCUCGUGCUGAGAAGUUCACACCUUUACCUGACAGUGUGUUGUCAAGGAAUUUAGGAGGGGAGUCUACUUCGUCCAUAGAUCCUGGGUCUGGUCUGGCGUCAAUGAUGCCUGGUGUGAUGACUCCAGGAAUGUUAACACCAUCAGGUGAUCUGGAUCUCAGGAAGAUCGGUCAAGCCAGAAAUACACUUAUGACUGUCAAAUUGUCACAAGUGUCAGAUUCAGUCACUGGGCAGACCGUUGUAGAUCCCAAAGGCUACUUGACAGAUCUACAGUCUAUGAUCCCUACGUAUGGUGGGGAUAUAAACGACAUCAAGAAAGCUAGAUUAUUGCUGAAGUCUGUAAGAGAGACUAAUCCGAACCAUCCGCCUGCUUGGGUAGCUAGUGCUAGAUUGGAAGAAGUCACAGGCAAGAUCCAGUCUGCCCGUAACCUAAUCAUGAAGGGCUGUGAAGUGAACCCAAGCAGCGAGGAGUUGUGGCUGGAAGCGGCUCGCUUGCAGCCGCCUGACACAGCUAGAGCCGUCAUAGCGCACGCGGCUAGGAACCUGCCGCAUAGUGUCAGGAUAUGGGUGAAAGCUGCUGACCUGGAACAAGAAACUAAGGCAAAACGCCGCGUAUUCCGCAAGGCCUUAGAACACAUUCCCAACUCGGUCCGUCUCUGGAAAGCAGCCGUCGAGUUGGAGAACCCUGAAGACGCCAGGAUCCUACUAUCCCGAGCGGUGGAAUGUUGUCCCACUAGCGUCGAGCUGUGGCUAGCCCUGGCCAGGCUGGAGAGCUAUGAGAACGCAAGGAAGGUUCUCAACAAGGCCAGAGAGAACAUACCCACGGAUAGACAGAUCUGGGUGACUGCGGCUAAGUUGGAAGAGGCUCACGGCAACACUCACAUGGUGGAAAAGAUCAUAGACCGUGCGAUCACGUCGCUCAGCGCAAAUGGUGUGGAAAUCAAUCGCGAGCACUGGUUCAAAGAGGCAAUGGAAGCAGAGAAAUCAGGAGCGGUACACACAUGCCAGGCCAUCAUUCGUGCUGUUAUCGGUCAUGGUAUAGAGCCCGAAGACCAGAAACACACUUGGAUGGAAGAUGCUGAAGCUUGUGCAAACGAAGGAGCGUACGAGUGUGCGCGGGCCGUAUACGGAUACGCUCUGUCAGUCUUCCCGUCUAAGAAGUCCAUUUGGCUCCGAGCCGCCUACCUCGAGAAGCAACACGGCACCAGAGCUAGCCUCGAAGCCUUGCUGCAGAGAGCCGUAGCCCACUGCCCCAAGUCCGAAGUGCUUUGGCUAAUGGGGGCCAAGUCCAAGUGGCUUGCUGGUGACGUCCCCGCGGCGCGUGGUAUUCUUUCGCUGGCUUUCCAGGCCAACCCCAACUCUGAGGAGAUCUGGCUCGCCGCCGUCAAGUUGGAGAGUGAGAAUAAGGAGUAUGAUAGAGCCAGGCGGCUGCUGGCCAAAGCACGGGCUUCUGCUCCUACGCCUAGGGUAAUGAUAAAGUCUGCGAAACUAGAAUGGGCACUAAAUAAUCUAGAAGUAGCUCUAAAGUUAUUAGAAGAGGCUAUCAAAGUGUUCGGCGACUACGCGAAACUGCACAUGAUGAAAGGCCAAAUAGAGGAACAAAUGAACAAAGAUGAGGACGCGCAUAACACUUAUACACAGGGGCUGAAGAAAUGUGCAGCCAGCGUGCCAAUGUGGAUACUUUUGUCAAGGCUAGAAGAGAAAUUAAAACACGUCACUAAAGCGAGAUCAGUGCUUGAAAAGGCUAGAUUGAGGAAUCCAAAGAAUGCUGAAUUAUGGCUAGAGAGUGUAAGACUGGAAAGGCGGAACGGCAGUGUGGAGAUAGCAAACGCUGUGAUGGCGAAAGCUUUGCAAGAGUGCCCCAACGCCGGCCGACUGUGGGCCGAGGCCAUCUUCAUGGAGUCUCGGCCGCAGAGGAAGACUAAGAGCGUGGACGCGCUAAAGAAGUGCGAGCACGAUGCUCACGUGCUACUCGCGGUGUCUCAACUGUUCUGGACGGAGAGGAAGCUCAACAAGUGUCGGGAAUGGUUCAACAGAACGGUAAAAAUCGACCCGGACUUAGGCGACGCGUGGGCUUACUUCUACAAGUUCGAGUUACUACACGGCAACGAGCAACAGCAAGAAGAUGUCAAAUCUCGCUGCAAGACCGCCGAGCCUCACCACGGGGAGCGCUGGUGCGCCGUCUCCAAGGAUAUCGCCAGUUGGUGCUUUAGCACUGAACAGAUACUGCUACUGGUGGCCAAGAGCCUGCCAGUGCCCACUUAAUCUGGAUGCUCCGCCGCUACAAAUUCCAGCAUCUCGAAGGCAUUUGGUUCCCGAACGCGCCGCGUCUCACACGAGACACGGUGGAACUGCUCAUGGAGACAUGCCCCAGUCUCCAGAGUCUAGGGCAGCUCAGUGGCUGGCAAUUUACUCCUGAUGACAUGAUGCUCAUGAGAGCUAUCAUUGCGAGCACCAACACAGACCUAGUCCUGUCUCCGUUGGGUAUCUUCCAGCAGGGAAAUUAGGUUGUUCUAUCAAUAAGCUAUCAAUAAGCUAUCAAUAGAUCGAACGAAAGGAAACGAUGAUUCAACUUUGCAUUUGAACUUUGGUAAUUUUAUCGAUCGAUUUUAUACGUGUUUGUAGUAAUAAGAUCGCUUCUGUAUAUUUGUAAUGUAAUGACUAUUUAUUAUUGAUUUUUACCGCAUAAAAUAUCAGGUUUCAAAAUUAAGACGGUUGUUGCAUCCACGUGGCAAAUGUCUUUCUUGAAAAAUGUAUGUUAUAAAAACAAGUUCAUCUUCAUUGAUUUGAUUUUUUUUAAAUAAAACAGUUAAAGUGGUUCUAAAAUUGGUUAAACAAGUCUAUAGAUGAUGUCUGUCUUAUCAAUCUAGUCAACUUCAGUGCAUUAUUAUAGGGUUUUGGUCGGGUAAAAAAUAAAUAAACCUUUUUAUAAAAUGAAUUAUUUUUAUUUCAAUAAUUGCUCGACAAUAUCAAAAUGAGCACCAUUACAUUACAUUGAAAUCACUGAUCAGAGUAAAAAAAUAAAACUAAAUCACUAAUCUAAACCGACGCCAGCCAGUACCUACUAAAGAGGCAAAUAAUUCACAAGACCGACUGGGUGGUUCCAUAAGGCGCGCAACACAGACUAGUAAAAACUGUCGUGAUAAAACGCUUUAUGCCUCAAAGGCAUAAAAAAGGCAAAUUUUAAAGUCCACAAGUAUUAUAAGAUGGAAAAAACUACCAAAGGCAGUUCAACAGAAAUGUGCACGCACAUUUUCACAAUAAAAAGCUCAUAAGUGGACUGUGGACACUCGUACCCUCAAACAUGAUAGUUUUUGUGUUGUUUGUUGAUACGAGUGCUUUUAUAGUGUGUCUCAAUUUGUACAGAAAUAUAACAGGGUGCCAGUUAUCAUAAGAAAAAAUAAGACAGGAUGAAGAAUUUGGAAAAACCUCUGAAUUAUAUUUUCAACCUGUUCAAACAAUGUAUAAAAUAACAAACAGUUCCACUGAAAUUAACCAACAUUUUUAAAAAAUAAAUAAAUAAUUAAAAAAUAUAUAUAUCUGAAAUUGAUUACAGGCUCCACUGUUAAAUUUUUAUACAUUAGAGACAUUUACAAAUAUUUGUCUGUAACCAACCAGAUUAUGUCAUUUUAAUACAAUACAAAUUAAUGAAAUUGAAAUGUCUAUUUGUAAUGCGAAUACAACAGCUUUUACUAUUAUGAAAGUAUGUACGGUACUACGUAUAACAAAAUAAAUAUUUUUUUACAUAAAUUACUAAACGGGUGGACCGAUUUUGACUGAACUUUCACUGGCAGAUAGCGGAUGUUAUAAGGGAUCGUCCAUUAAUAUCACAUUGAAAAUGUGCUGAAUACAUGCUUUUAAAGUUGUUAGUACUUAAAAAAAUCCUGAAAAUUUUUGUUCCAAAAAUAUCUCUAUAAAUCUGACUCUUCAGAGGAUGAUUCGCCCUUGAUUUCUUGUUGGUAUUGUUUUGUUAGUGCUUCAUCAGGAUCCUCAUCAGAUUCUAAUAUGUACUUGUAAAAUAAAGCUUGAUCCCUGUGGCAGCAAAAUGAAUUGAACUAUUGUGGUAUGAUCAAAUUCGUAUAUGUUCC